AUGUCCGGUCUACCUUACCUCCAGAAACUGCGCAAGAGCGAUCUUACCGAGUUCGCCGAGACCAGCAAGUUGCCUGACUAUAUUGGUUUGAAAAAGUCCGAACUCGAAGUCGCGCUCGACGAACAUUUGCGCGCCAACUCCUCUACCUACAGCAAGAAUCCAUCGUUGAGCGAGUACUACAAGCGCCUGGCAAGCAGUUCCCGAUCACCCAGCAAGAAGCUGGCAGAGAAGGUUUCAGACACUGUCAAAUCCGAUGAAGAUGCUCCUGCCCCUGCGAAGAAGGUGCGGCGCAAGACUGUUUCGCCAACCGAAGAGACCACCGACACGGACUCUCCAACCACUGCGGUCGUCAAAGCUCCUGCGAAAGAGGUCGCACGUCGUUCUUCCAUCUUGACCUCUCCAAUCCCUCUACCACCAUCUCCAGCGGUUGUCACGGAUGCUAUUGACCAGCAAACGCGUCGCCUUCGGACCUCAAUCUCGCAUGCAUAUGAACAAACCCAAAUCACCGAGUUCGCUGAUGCUACACGCGACCUUCUCUCAUCGCCUUUGGCUCUCAGUGUCAUCGCCAUUCUCCUCGAGGGAUACGGGCUUCGCGCCCAGAUUCUCCCCAACAAGCUGUUGACCGAAGUGCCCGCCAUUCCAUACGUCAAGUCCACCAAGACUCCAAUCAACGUGCCCGAUCUAUUUCUGCUCUUGGAUUCCAAGUUCUGGAGCCCCUUUUCUCUCUGGACUCUCACGUCAUUCAUUCUUCCGGCCUUGAUCUCCUACUUUAUCAAUCUACCCCUCAAGGCCCAUCCAAGUCACACUUACACGACUCGACGAGCCACCCUUCAAGCAAAUGCUCAAAUGCAAUUUGAUCCCUUCAUCUUCAAUCUCGCCAAGGGUUUGAUUGCAUACUUGGUCUACGCUCAACAUUUCAGCCUCGGCGGCCUCUAUCAACACUUCACCAUUGCCACCGUCAACGAAGCCAUCCCCGGUGGUUAUGUUGCAAUGCUGACCAGUUCCGGUCUCGGUGCGGCUGUGAGCCUGUACGAAGCUGUGUUGAAGAAAUAG
Molecule: messenger RNA, 1053 nt
Organism: Rhinocladiella mackenziei CBS 650.93
Lineage: Eukaryota; Fungi; Ascomycota; Eurotiomycetes; Chaetothyriales; Herpotrichiellaceae
Exons: 3
Coding region: 1-1053 (350 amino acids)
Cellular component (GO): membrane
Source: RefSeq, a predicted model, not a curated record